Molecule: messenger RNA, 3343 nt
Organism: Pocillopora meandrina
Lineage: Eukaryota; Metazoa; Cnidaria; Anthozoa; Scleractinia; Pocilloporidae
Source: the annotation of a GenBank genome assembly
AUGGAAUAUUUCAACGCAGAAGACUUUGAUCUGAAAAAUUAUUUUAAAGAAUCGUAUGGUUCAGUAGAUGUUUUAAUCGCUCGAGCCAAGAAGGGUGAAGUACGCUGCCAAAUUCACCUUGGUGCCGCUUAUGCUACAGGUAUCGAAGGAUUCGUGGAGAAGGACACCAAGAAAGCUAUUGGCUGGCUAGACACAGCUGUCCAAAAUGGUUGCAUUAUUCCCUCGGUAAUGAAAGAACUUGGUCAAUUGCUGGAUUUCACAGGAGAGCCACACAACCAGCGAAAAGCGUACGAUUUGUAUCAAAAGGCAGCGCGUCUGGGAAGUACAUCUGCGCAGUUUAAUUUGGCUGAAAUGUAUCGAUGUGGAGUUGAAGGGGUUGUAGACGAAGAUAUCAAAGAAGCGUUUGAAUGGUACAAAAAGGCAGCAGGGGAAAGUACAGUCGAAGAUACCACAGAGGUGGGAUCUUUAGGUCUCCUUAUUGCUGGAACUAUGAACAAGAUUGAGAAUUCUCAUGAUGACCUUCGACAAAUAGCUUUGACAUCUUUGUACAAGUACUAUCUUCUAGGUGAUUGCCCAGAAGGAAAACCGCAACCAACGAAAGCUGUUCACUAUUUGACCAGAGCCGCGGAACUAGGAAACACUGAGGCCCAGCGGAAACUUGGACAGAUAUAUCUGGAAGGAAGUUGUGAGCAGAUUAGGGACUUAAGGAAGGCGAAACGGUGGCUUGGAAAAGCUUCUGCUAGCGGUGAUGUCGAGGCUAAAGAGGUUGGUGUUAAGAAUCUUCUUUUAAUGUGUAGAAAUUUACAGACAGGCAUCUUUUGAAGUUAAUCCUCUUAGCCUGUGCUUCUUACAGAUUUUUUUUUCAGUGAGGUUGUUGUAUUUUUUGUAAACAAUUUUUUCUGUUGUUGUUGUUGUCUUUUUUACCUUCCUAUUAUUUCUUUGAGCCCAAAAGUAUUGAAAGGGCGAAUACAAUCUAAAAUCGGAAUUAUGUACCCUGAUAAAAUGAAGUGUCUGAUUUUGUUGUUGCUGUGGGAAUGGGUACACCUCAAAGGAAGCUUGCACUACUUUUUAAAUCCCUAUAAACUUUGUUGGAAAUAAAAAGAAUUGUUUUUUUACUAAAGAUCUUGUCUAGAAAGUCAAGUUUUUUUUUGUAGAAAACCUGACCGAGUGACAUGAUAAGUCUUUACAGUGUUGUUGUCACACAAUAACUCGUUCGCGUCUAAACCUUUUAUGGUUAAUGGCGAUGUUUAACUUGCUUUAUUCGCCUUGAGAUCCUUAUAAACUUUGUCGGAAAAAAAAAGAAUUUUUUUUUACUUAAGAUCUUAUCUAGAAAGCCAAGUUUUUUUAAAAAAAUCUGACCGAUUGACAUGAUGAGUCUUUACAGUGUUGUUGUCACACAAUAACUCGUUCGCGUAUAAAGCUUUUUCGGUCAUUGGCGAUGUUUACCUUGCUUUCUUCGCCUUGAGAUCUUUAUAAACUUUGUUGGAAAUAAAAAUAAUUGUUUUUUUACUAAAGAUCUUGUCUGGAAAGCCAAGUUUUCUUAAAAUAAUCUGAUCGACUGAUAUGAUGAGUCUUUACAGUAUUGUCACACAAUAUCUCGUUCGCGUCUGAAGCUUUUAUAUUCAUUGACAAUGUUUACCUUGCUUUAUUCGCCAUGAGAUCCUUAUAAACUUUGUUGGAAGAAAAAAAAAAAUUUUUUUCACUAAAUAUCAUUUAAUUUUCUGUACGUCUAUCUUCUAAUAAGUUGUACUGGAUUGAAGACCAACUCGCCGACGUCUCUACUCGAUUUUACACGUCGGCGAGUUGGCGUUGGCGAGUUGAACCGUCGGCGACUUGACUGGAUACCGGAAUGGGUACACCUCAAAGGAAGCUUGCACUACUUUCUCAAGUUGCAGUUCACAUGAUGAAGAUAUAAAGAUUCUUUACAACAAAGCACUGAAUUUUGCCAAAAAUGGCAACAAAUACAACAAUGUUGAUGUUUGAAUUCUCCCAAGGUGCCAUUUUGGAUGGUAGGAUGUGAUAUGGUUGCCACUAUUAUAAAUAAAUGAAUCUAUUUCUGUAAUUUAUGGGUGGCAUAAUACCUCAAUAACAGAUAUAAACCUUUUAUUAAUUUUGUUUCAUUGAUUAGCUUCUUCAGCAGUGCCCAGGGAGUUAUGACAUGAAGCAUGACAUGUCAGAAGUGUCAGAGGAGGCAUUUGAACAAUCAUCUGAUGUUAUGAGAGAAAAACUGAGGCAAAGAAAUGAUGCAGAUAAACACCUAUUAGCUAUUUAUCAACCUGUGGCUUUUUCAGAAGAAAUGCUUCAACAAUAUGAGUGGUCCCCAACAGCAAGAAUUCACCUCCGAGCUUACAAACUGGUGAAAGAGGGCCUUGAUAUUCUUUACAGUAGUAACUUCACUGAUGAGAGAGGAAUUACUCUUAUGGCCUAUGGAUUCUUGACUGAAAACUCUAUAAUUCAAGCAUUUCCUAUUUUGUCACCCAAUAUUCUCCAGCUUUGUGAGGAAAUUUUAAUAAAGAAUCCUUGCUUCUUGGAGGGACUCCUUUUGUCCUAUGCUUUGUGGGAUUUCAAAAGGGGGAAAUGUUCAGAAGAAAAUUCAAAAACUGACAACCAAGUAAAAUUUUGUAUAAUGAACUUGAUCAGUUUUGUCCAUAAGGCAGAACCCAACAGCUCUCCAUGUGAAGACCCAUUUGAGUUUGAUAAGAACUACAGCAGCUGGCUUCAUGUCUUGUAUUAUCAUUUAGCAUCCAUUUGCAUAAUUUCAGGAGCUACUGAACUUGCUGCAGAGGCUUCUCAGAACUCUGUCAAGUGCUGCCCGUCAUACUAUGAGGCUAAAAGAGUUCUGGGUUAUACAAUGAUGUUGCUGUAUGCUUCCAAAAAGUUCACUGAAAGAGAAGAUGCAAGCCAUCAAUUACCCAGAGAGUUGCUCAGACUUUACAAUCAACAACCACAUAAGAGAGAAAUUUCCAAAUAUGAUUCCUGGAUCGCUGAAAAAUUAAGAGACACAGCAGUGAAGGUUUUAAAGGAGUAUCUUGUAGAGGCCCCACACUGCUGCAAGACAUACCCAAAUGUUUGUUACUACCUGGCAAAAAUUUAUCUGCUAGAAAGAAACAUGGAUGAAUUCAGGAAGUAUUUUGAACUGGGACAAGAUGCUGAAGAAAAAAGGCUUCCUUUCUUCAAAAAUGUUGACCUGCCAUUAAAGGAUGAGAUGGCACCUGUCUACCAACUUCUUGCUAAUGUGGAAAUAAAAGCAAUGUGUGGAAACAGGGCAUGCACCAAAAAUGUCAAAGAGAGUGACUUAAAAUCUUGUGGUCAGUGUGGUAUGCAAAAAUACUGCAGCAAGUAC